Molecule: messenger RNA, 771 nt
Organism: Anopheles bellator
Lineage: Eukaryota; Metazoa; Arthropoda; Insecta; Diptera; Culicidae
Exons: 2
Coding region: 1-771 (256 amino acids)
Source: RefSeq, a predicted model, not a curated record
AUGGAUCGCGAGGAAGAACUUCCGUGGGAUCUUCCGUCAUCGAAAGUGGUCAAACUCGUCGCCAUUCUGGUGGCCGCGUUGGCCUGUGUACGGGCGGAGGAGUUCGAAGGAUACUUCUACCCGAAGCCGAGCUGCGCCCUCUCGGACACGGUCUACGUAACGCAGACGGAGACCAACUAUCAGCGGGUGACGGAAACAGUGAUGCUGCCCGCCUACCAGGACGAGCAGACGGUCGUGUCGUCGGUUUACAUCACGACAACGGUGCCCGUCUACCAGACGCUUACAAAUACCGCAACGUACACCGUCACUCUGCCACCGAUCGUGUCGACGUACACCAGCAUUACGGCCACACCGGUCUACCGAACGGAAACACAGACCCGCACCGUUACCCAACCGCCGCAGAUCGUCUACAGCACUGUCCAGCUUCCGCCGGUCACGCGUACCGAAACCUCACUCGUUACCCGCACCAGUCAAGUCCUGUCGACCGUGCGUGACACCGUUACACUCCCUCCGGUAACGCUUCCGGCUCAAACGAUCUACACAACCAUUCAGCUGCCCCCGGUCACCUCCACGUCCGUCUACACGGUGGCCACCCCGGUAACGGAAACGAGGACUGUCACCCAGACCCUGCCCGGCCAACCCCAGCCAGCGCAGACCUCCUACGUAACACUUCCGCCCGUCACCAAGACUUUCUGCGCGCCCACGUACCUGCCGCCCCAGAACACGCGGGCCGCGUACGAUAAUGCCCGCUACACGAACGGACUGUUCUAG